Messenger RNA from Jatropha curcas, 552 nucleotides. NCBI's taxonomy places the organism in Eukaryota, Viridiplantae, Streptophyta, Magnoliopsida, Malpighiales, Euphorbiaceae. The record is from RefSeq and is a predicted model, not a curated record.
AUGAGCGACUGGAAGAUCCAAGAGUACUUGUCAAACCCUCCAGUUUUAUGCCCACCUAAAUCGAAAAAUCCUUUAAUUCUAUACUUAACAGUGGAAGAUGUUGGAAUUGGCAUAAUACUAGCUCAGGCUAAUGAAGGAGGUGUAGAACGAGCUAUCUAUUACUUAAGCAAGAAGCUGCUUCCAAACGAACAAAAGUAUAAUCUAAUCAAAAGAAACUGCGCGGCAGUAGUGUGGGAAACUAGGAAGCUCCAUCACUACUUUCAGUCUUAUAAAUUCAUUGAGGUUUUAAGAAUGGAUCUAGUGAAGUGUCUGUGUGGAACUCCAGCAAGUAAGCUUGCAAGAUGGUUAAUUCUGGUUUUUGAAUUUGACAUUGAGUAUGUUACAAAGAAGAUAGUUAAAGGAAGAGUAGUUGUUGAUUUCUUGAAAACACAUCCGAUGGAUGAUAAUGAACAGUGGGAGGUUGAUUUCCUAGAUGAGCAUUUAUGCACGAUAGAGAAGAAAGGGUGGAAGCUCUACUUUGAUAUAUCAACCCACAUCAAAGCACAUACGUAG